AUGGAAGAAAUUCUGUACCAAAGAAAAGAAGAGGCUGAUGAUAGUUUAUGUAUUUUAGAAAAGCUUGGAUAUUCCAAAGAACAGGCUGAGAAAAGGGUUCAGAUAUAUGAAAAUGCUGGUAAAGGAGGUAGUUUGUAUGAAACAGUUAAAUUCCAGGUAGAUUACAAUAUAGUGAUUGCAGGCAGUCGAGGGGAUGGCACUGGAGUUUAUGCUGACUGUGAUGUUGACAAACUCUUAGUUCAAAAUCAUUUACAAUGCAUUGAAAAAGGGAUUGAUGCCAAAAUAUACAAUAAUAGUUCAACUGUGUUGGAAAUUGAUACUGAGGAUGUUCCUAAUGGAUAUACCAAACUAAAGUUCAUUUCAAAAGCAGAAAACCAGAAAGACGACAUCCAUACAAAAAUACCGAAAUUCCUUAAAGACGAAAAGGGAGAACUGUAUCUUAGAAAUGACUGUAAAUUAAGUGCUGGCAUUGGUCGAGACUACACUGAUGCAGACUGUGGCUGGAUUGAGAAGAACCUUGUACAUGCUGAUAUAAAAUCUGGUCCAUCAAAACCAUACAGAAUUCAAAUACCAUUUGUAUCAUUCUACAUUCUCUUUGAUGAUGUAUUAGCAUUUCGGUGUGUUUUUCCAACCAUCAUAGACACUUGGUGCAAUCGCGAAAGAUCGAAAGACUGGCCAUCAAAAGAGUUAGUAGAAAACGUAAAAGAAAUGGAAGUGUAUGUGGUACCUGUUCGUGUUAAAGGAAGCAAAGAUGAACAUUUACAGUGGAGAAUUUGUCUAACUCAAGUUGAACUUGCAAUGGUACAGUCUUUUAAUGAUACACAAAUUAAGGUGUAUGGUGCUUUAAAAAUGAUCACAAAACACCAUCUUACACCACGAUGUGAAAACAUUACAUCAUAUAUCAUCAAAAUUGUCUUAUUUUGGCAAAUGGAGCAGACGUAUUGCAGUGAAUGA
Mercenaria mercenaria is the source of this 954-nucleotide messenger RNA. RefSeq lists its product as uncharacterized. The coding region runs from base 1 to 954 and encodes 317 amino acids. NCBI's taxonomy places the organism in Eukaryota, Metazoa, Mollusca, Bivalvia, Venerida, Veneridae. The record is from RefSeq and is a predicted model, not a curated record. The transcript has a single exon.